UCCGGGCCCCGCGCCAGCGCAUGCGCCCGCCUGUGGGCGCUGUCCCGGCUGCGAGGGCUGCGAGCGCACCGACAGACAGACCGACCGACGGACCGGCAGUCCGCCGGACAGACAGCGCAGGGUGCCGGGACGUGGCGGGACAGCGAUAUGACCGGCCACAUACAACAGCCAAGUGGGCGCGGGAACCCCGGUCCUGCGCCCUCGCCUUCCCCCGGCCCGGGCCCCGGCCCUGGCGCCUCGGAGAGGGUAGCGCUCAAGAAGGAGAUCGGACUGGUGAGCGCCUGUACCAUCAUCGUCGGGAACAUCAUUGGCUCUGGCAUCUUCAUCUCACCCAAGGGUGUCCUUGAGCACUCAGGCUCCGUGGGUCUGGCCCUCUUCGUCUGGGUCCUGGGUGGGGGCGUGACAGCUCUGGGCUCUCUCUGCUAUGCAGAGCUGGGAGUUGCCAUCCCCAAGUCCGGCGGGGACUACGCCUAUGUCACGGAGAUCUUCGGGGGCCUGGCUGGAUUCCUGCUGCUCUGGAGUGCCGUCCUCAUCAUGUACCCCACCAGCCUGGCUGUCAUCUCCAUGACCUUCUCCAACUACGUGCUGCAACCUGUGUUCCCCAACUGCAUCCCCCCAGCUACGGCCUCUCGUGUGCUCUCCAUGGCCUGCCUGAUGCUCCUGACGUGGGUGAAUGGCUCCAGUGUGCGCUGGGCCACACGCAUCCAGGACAUCUUCACGGGUGGGAAGCUGCUGGCCCUGUCCCUCAUCAUUGGCAUUGGCUUUGUCCAGAUCUUCCAAGGACAUUUCGAGGAACUGAGGCCCAGCAAUGCCUUCACCUUCUGGAUGACGCCCUCUGUGGGUCACCUGGCCCUGGCCUUUCUCCAGGGCUCCUUUGCCUUCAGCGGCUGGAACUUCCUCAACUAUGUCACCGAGGAGCUGGUUGACCCUCGCAAGAACCUACCUCGUGCCAUCUUCAUCUCUAUCCCUCUGGUGACCUUCGUGUACACGUUCACCAACGUUGCCUACUUCACCGCCAUGUCACCCCAAGAGCUGCUGUCUUCUAACGCAGUGGCUGUGACCUUCGGGGAGAAGCUGCUGGGCUACUUUGCAUGGGUCAUGCCCGUCUCCGUGGCUCUUUCCACUUUUGGAGGGAUCAAUGGCUACCUGUUCACCUCCUCCAGGCUGUGCUUCUCUGGAGCCCGAGAGGGGCACUUGCCCAGCCUGCUAGCAAUGAUCCAUGUCAGACGCUGUACCCCCAUCCCUGCCCUCCUUGUCUGUUGCGGGGCCACCGCGGUGAUCAUGCUUGUGGGAGACACGUACACACUCAUCAACUACGUGUCCUUCAUCAACUACCUCUGCUACGGCGUCACCAUCCUGGGCCUGCUUGUUCUGCGCUGGAGGCGGCCAGCACUCCACAGGCCCAUCAAGGUGAACCUGCUGGUCCCGGUGGCGUACCUGGUAUUCUGGGCAUUCCUGCUGGUCUUCAGCUUCAUCUCGGAGCCCAUGGUCUGUGGGGUUGGCGUCAUCAUCAUCCUCACAGGGGUGCCCAUUUUCUUCCUGGGAGUGUUCUGGAGGAGGAAACCAAAGUGUGUACACAGACUCACAGAGUCCAUGACACGCUGGGGCCAGGAGUUGUGUUUCGUGGUUUACCCCCAGUGCUCCCCCGAGGAGGAGGAGGAAAAUGGCCCCUACCAGCCCUUCCCACUGCCGGCCACGGACAAGCCCUUAAAGACACAAUGAGACAUUGGUAGAGACUGAAGCAGCUGUUUCUGUUUACAUGUUGUUUAUUGAGGAGGUGUUUUUGCAAAAUCUUUUUUUUUUUUUUCCUGGAAAGAAGAGAUAUGACUCUUAGAGGCCUGUCGUAAGGAAGCCCAGACAAGGUGGACGGGGGGUUUCCUGCCUUAGCACUGCCCUGCUAGCUUUUUCUGAAAAGGCCUACAAAUAAACAGGGCUGGUUGUUUGCUUGUG
Ictidomys tridecemlineatus (thirteen-lined ground squirrel) is the source of this 1950-nucleotide messenger RNA. It is a transcript of the gene Slc7a10, whose product is annotated as solute carrier family 7 member 10. The record is from RefSeq and is a predicted model, not a curated record. Gene Ontology annotation, biological process: D-alanine transmembrane transport; D-serine transmembrane transport. Gene Ontology annotation, molecular function: neutral L-amino acid transmembrane transporter activity; L-amino acid transmembrane transporter activity. NCBI's taxonomy places the organism in Eukaryota, Metazoa, Chordata, Mammalia, Rodentia, Sciuridae. Gene Ontology annotation, cellular component: membrane.